Molecule: messenger RNA, 1575 nt
Organism: Nipponia nippon (crested ibis)
Lineage: Eukaryota; Metazoa; Chordata; Aves; Pelecaniformes; Threskiornithidae
Source: RefSeq, a predicted model, not a curated record
AUGGCAGAAAUGCUUGUGAUGCAAUACCAGUGGAUUGAGACGGUUUACAAUCAGAGAUCAGUGAACAGACUUAAGCAAGACCUGAAGAGCCUCCAUUCAUUUGCUCUUGAGCUUUCGAAAGACUUUCAGCGUCAAAGCAAGACUUAUCUUUACCAAGUUUUGACAGCAGUCCAAGGGAUACAGCUGCAAAAUGAAGCAAUGCAAAUGUUUCAGAUAAAAGCUUUUGAUCUUGAACAGUCUCUACAAGAGGUGACAGAGAGAUAUGAGAAAGAAAAGCAAAAGAGGAGAGCUCUACAUAACAGCUUAGUAGAACUGAGAGGAAAUAUCAGAGUCCACUGCAGGAUCCGACCAUUACUACCUUUUGAUACUGCUGCUCGACAUUCGUUAUCACAAGAUAGGCAAAGAAACUUUUCAGAAAAAGUGGCAUACGCAGCUGAUGAGGAAACUGUCCUUGUAAAAUGUAGCCGUCCUGGUCAUGCAUCAGUAAACAAGACUUUUCAGUUUGAGAGAGUUUACAGUGCUUCGGAGUCUCAAGACACGGUAUUUGCAGAUGUGGCCCCUUUGCUAACAUCUCUCCUGGAUGGGUACAAUGUGUGUAUCAUGGCUUAUGGGCAAACUGGAAGUGGGAAGACAUACACAAUGUUGGGCCCACAAUUAGUGGAGAACUUUGCAUUCUCCAUAGAAGAGGAAUCAGAACUUGGAAUUGUUCCUCGAGCUGCCCACGAAGUGUUCAGGCUUAUUUCAGAAAAGCCACCAGGAAGUUACUGGGUUGAGGUUUCUGUUGUAGAAGUGUAUAAUAAUGAAAUUUUUGAUCUUCUGGCCAAAGACAGUUGUGGCAAAGUAUCUGGCGUCAAACGCGAUGUUGUCACAACCAGAGAAGGAAAGAGCGAUGUUCCAUUGCUUACACAUGAGACUGUUGAAAAUGCAUCUGAAUUUUUGCACCUAGUCAACAAAGGCCUACAGCUGAGAGUCACGCACCCAACACUGGUGCAUGCUCAUUCCUCUCGUUCUCAUCUGGUGGUUACAUUGACCAUAACCACAAUUGUCUCUGGAGAUAACUUUGGUACUUCAUGGGAAGAUGAACAAACCAGUCAGAGACUAAAUAAAGAGGUUUCCUGCACCUUUCCACAAAAAAUGAGAGACAAUAAAUCCACCUCUUCUUCCAGAGCCUCUUCACCAGCACAACUUGAAGCCGCUGAGAAACUGAAGCAAGUCAAAACUAGAUUGCAGCUGGUGGAUCUGGCUGGUAGCGAGUGUGUUGGUAUGUCUGGAGUGACAGGUGCAGCACUGAGAGAGACAUCAUUUAUUAACCGCAGCUUGUCUGCCCUAGCAGAUGUUCUUGGAGCAAUAGCAGAACAGCGAUCUCAUGUACCAUAUCGAAAUAGCAAACUUACGCAUCUGCUUCAGGACUCCGUAGGAGGUGAUGCUAAACUGUUGGUGAUGCUGUGCAUCUCUCCUGACCAGAAGUACUUAACAGAAUCAAUGCAGUCUCUGGGAUUUGGAACUCGUGCUCGGCAAGUUCAGAGAGGACAAGUCAAGAAAAAAAAUUUUCCAGUGCAGAGUAAAGCAAAAUAA